AUGAACGGCUCCCGCCUGGAGGAUCUCUUCCUGCAGCGGGGCCGGUGCUGGCUCCCGGAGCUGGCUCCCGGAGGGUUCCGGACCUACCCGCACCUGUACAAGACCGAGUUGUGCCGCCGCUUCGCCGAGUCCGGGGGCUGUAAAUACGGUGAACGCUGCCAGUUUGCUCACGGUCUGCACGAACUGAGACUGCUACCGCGGCACCCGAAGUACAAAACCGAAUACUGCCGCACCUUCCACUCGCUCGGUUUCUGCCCGUACGACAGCCGCUGCCACUUCAUUCACGAUGAGGGAGAGCGCCGCUUCCCACCGCCUCAACUCGACACCGGUCCCCGCAAACCUCCCUGGCAGCCCCGCGCCCAGUCCCCCGCCUCGGACGGCGUGUCCUCCUCCCCCGCCUCCGACAGCCCUGAGCGGUUCCCUGGGAGCCCGGCCCGCCCCGGCUCGGAGCCGCCCCCCGCCACCAACAACACCUCUCCCGCCGCUGGCGCCGCCUCCUGCUGUCUCUACAACAACAACAACACCUCUCCCGCCGCUGGCGCCGCCUCCUGCUGUCUCUACAACAACAACACCUCUCCCGCCGCUGGCGCCGCCUCCUGCUGUCUCUACAACAACAACACCUCUCCUGUCAGUGGCGCCGCCUCCUGCUGUCUCUACAACAACAACACCUCUCCCGCCGCUGGCGCCGCCUCCUGCUGUCUCUACAACAACAACACCUCUCCCGCCGCUGGCGCCGCCUCCUGCUGUCUCUACAACAACAACACCUCUCCUGUCAGUGGCGCCGCCUCCUGCUGUCUCUACAACAACAACACCUCUCCUGUCAGUGGCGCCGCCUCCUGCUGUUUCUACAACAACAACACCUCUCCCGCCACUGGCGCCGCCUCCUGCUGUCUCUACAACAACAACACCUCUCCUGUCAGUGGCGCCGCCUCCUGCUGUCUCUACAACAACAACACCUCUCCUGUCAGUGGCGCCGCCUCCUGCUGUUUCUACAACAACAACACCUCUCCCACCACUGGCGCCGCCUCCUGCUGUCUCUACAACAACAACACCUCUCCUGUCAGUGGCACUGCUGCCUGUCACCAACACAACAACAACACCUCUCCAGCUGGUGGCGCCGGCAUCGCGGACCUCCUGGUGCCGCUGGCGCUGAAGCUGCAGGCGCUGGAGGGCUCGGGUUCAGGCCCCACCUCGCCACCUGGGUCAUCCGGCCUGCGGUCUCCCAGGGAAGCAGACUGCCCCCCCGGACACAGGAGCCCUGGCCUGGAGGCUCGGGCUCACCCCGCCGCCGCUGCCGAGGCUCCCACCGCCCUGGACUCGGCGAAACGUCUCCCCGUCUUCAGCAGGAUCUCGACCAGGAGCAUUUGAGGCGGCUCCUGGGAGCUCCCCCCCUGCCCCUGGGGAGGAGGACUCUGAAGAGACUGUGUG
Stegostoma tigrinum is the source of this 1428-nucleotide messenger RNA. Its product is annotated as mucin-19-like. The record is from RefSeq and is a predicted model, not a curated record. The transcript is spliced from 2 exons. Gene Ontology annotation, molecular function: metal ion binding; mRNA binding. Bases 1 to 1368 code for a protein of 455 amino acids. NCBI's taxonomy places the organism in Eukaryota, Metazoa, Chordata, Chondrichthyes, Orectolobiformes, Stegostomatidae.